This is a messenger RNA of Cotesia glomerata, 1046 nucleotides long. RefSeq lists its product as uncharacterized. Gene Ontology annotation, molecular function: DNA binding. The record is from RefSeq and is a predicted model, not a curated record. Lineage: Eukaryota; Metazoa; Arthropoda; Insecta; Hymenoptera; Braconidae. The transcript has 8 exons. The coding region runs from base 1 to 1020 and encodes 339 amino acids.
AUGGGGAGUAAAAAAAUGUUUGCGCUGGUGAAAUGGAUUGGCGGAGACGAUGAUAAAAAAUAUACCGUUGGUAUAGACGUUGAACACAUUAAAAAUUUUGACUAUGAUAAAUUUAACAGUGAUGAUGAAGAUCCUGAUAAAAUUUAUGUCGUUGAGUGGCACGAGUCAAAGAAGGAACCACUGGGUGGGUGGAUUUGCUUUAGUGCACAAAUAAUUGCAGUCUCAGGAUCCCUUGCAAACUUGAAGAAAAAAAUGAAAGCCAUCGAUGGUAUUGAGUCUCCCAGACGGAUGUCUCUUGAGAUAACUGAUGACAAGGGACCUGGUCAAAAUGAUUAUUCUAUAAUUAAAGAUGGCCCAAAAAUUGAUGAGUCAGAAGUGCCAGUGAUUGAUCCAGAGAUUGACUACAGCCCAGAGGUUAAACGUAAAAAAUUAUUGGGCGGUAACGAUGGUAAUGAGAACAUUGACAUUUUUGAUGAUGACAAAGCAGAGGCUUCUGGUUCAAAAGUUUUUUCUAGCGAUCAAAAUGAUGAUGAAGAUCUUCUAAUAAUUAAAGAGAAAAAUGUCAGACCUGGUGGAUCUGAAUUUGUAACAAAACAUGAGUUAUCAGAAGCUAUUACAAUGGCGCUUCAGAAAGUUCUGGCAGCAAUUCCAGCCACGUCUUCAGUUGUUCCAACACUCUCUGAUUGUUCAAAAACAAAACGAUCAAAAAACAAAAAAAAUAACAUGAUUGAAUUAGGUCAACCUGGGAGUAAUGUUUUCGUUACCUCUGACCAAUGGAUAGCUGCUGAAGCGACUAAAUCAUUUACAGCUAUGACUACUUCAUUAUUGGUUUCGGUAUUUCCUACAGAUCAGUUGAUUAAAAGCAACUACAAAGGUGGACCACCCAAAAAUGCAAUAGAUAAGACCGUUAUACACACUGGAUUGGAGAAUACUAAUGAAUUAAAAGCAAUUAAAGAAGCAGUCCAACAACGAUUUAAAAACAAUUUAAUCAGGCUGAGUUUGGUAAAUGCAUUAACGUAAAAUGCAACAAAUUACGGUCAGAAGCA